CAGUUAGAUCAAAAUAAGACAGAUCUGAGAGAGACACACAGGCAUCUGAGCCAUGAUGAAGACUUUGUGUGUUGCUGUUGUUGUGCUGAGUCUCACUUCAGUGUGCCAGCCUGCGUCACUGGCCUGCGAGAAGCUGUUGAAGCCAGUAGACAAAGGACCAGAUUUGUCUGGAGGUUGGUACCUCAUAGCCAUUUCCUCGGACGUCUGUUUGGUUACAACAUUACUGAAUUCAGUUUUUUGGCCAAGUUUUGCAGUGGAUGUUACCUCUAAGGACACACCAAACAUCUAUGAUGUCAACUUUAAGGUUAAAAUGUAUGGAUAUUGUACAAAUGAAACAGAACAAUAUUUCUAUGAGAAAAACAACAUCUUCAGUGUCAGCAGCAACAAUACCCCAAGUGGUGAACCAGAUGUGCUGCUGCAAAGUGGCUGUCCUGACUGCAUUGUCGUAAAGGACACUGACAUCAUUGACACUCUUAUGCUCUACAGUAGGAGAAAGACUGUCACUGCUGCUGAGCUGAAGGAGUUUGAGACACAGACAGAGUGUCUCGGCUGGCCCACACCACAGGUCUUAAACACAGAUCACGAGUACGAAAACUGCCCAGCACUUGAUGAUGAUGAUGAUGACACCGAUACUUCCAGAUUAUCACUCAUGAUGUAUCAAAGACUGAAAAACGUGUAUACAGAGCCGCUCAAGUGUCUUGCAUAUGACUUUCUUUAUUACCCCCGUCUUGCCUAUGAGUGGGUUCGGCAAGAGUGGGAUAAUAUAUGGCCCUUUUAGGGCACUACUACAACAAACAUUCAAUCAAACCAAUCAUGUUUACGUGAAAUGGUUCCCCAUUUACACCUGGUAUUAGAAUGUGAUUUGUAUCCGUUAUUUUGAAUGCAUUCUCGUUAUUCUCAUAGAAAUCUGAUCUCUGUCCUCCAGAGCAAAAAAAAGCGUGAUUCAUUUGAGGUAGGGGAUUUCGCCCCAGACUCCUUUAAAAAUCACAUAGUUUUGUUUGUUUCUCAAUUAAGUUAAGUAUUUGUCCCCUCUUGCCAAAAGUAAUUGCCUGGAUGAAGGUAUUCCUUUCUUCGUAUAAGAAGAUUGUUAUUCACUUCUGACCCAUAUAGCUUUAAUUUGUCUGCCUUCGUGCUUGCUAUAUUUUAUGUUGGCUAAAAACAAAUAUCUGUAAGCAAAACUAUUUUGUCAUGUGUAGAUGCCAGCAUGUCAUAGGCUAUGGAUUGUGUUUAUACCUAUCUAAGACCUGAGCACAACACCAGCCAGAUCAUCUCCAGGGGUAAAACUUUGAGAGUUGCAAACUUGUAGAACUUUUUCUGUCAUCCACAAACACAACAGUAACACCAUUUGACAUUCUUCAUUGCAGGUGUACAAAAUCAUAUUCUAUCAAUCACAAAUGACAAAACUUAUACACUCACAUUUUUGCUAAUGUUGCUGCAGAAAAAAACGUUGUGUUUAAGAAUAAAUUCAACUCUUAAUCUA
This is a messenger RNA of Micropterus salmoides (largemouth bass), 1480 nucleotides long. RefSeq lists its product as uncharacterized. NCBI's taxonomy places the organism in Eukaryota, Metazoa, Chordata, Actinopteri, Centrarchiformes, Centrarchidae. The coding region runs from base 53 to 778 and encodes 241 amino acids. The transcript has 6 exons. The record is from RefSeq and is a predicted model, not a curated record.